UUUUUCGCCCCAAGCCGCCCUUCCCCUUCGCCCCUUCACGCAAUCAACCAGCCGGAAGCCAGCACCUGCAGCGACAUCGGCUUCACGCUCCUCACCGGCGACGUACUCAGGACGUCACACGUCAGACUGCCGGAGUAAUACAAAGAACAAGUAGUUUCAUAUUCGUCUUGCUUUGUUGCACAAAUAAGAAGUGAAGGACAAAACUUUGUACUUGGACCCUAAAGCUAUGGAGAACAAUAUGGAGAACGGAGGAGGAUACAAUGAAAUUCCUGAGAAUGCCCCUGAACAUUGUCCGGGUCCACAAUCAGAAGCUGCAGGUAAAUCUGAUGCAUGCCAAAGUUGCCCCAAUCAGCAGAUUUGUGCAACUGCUCCUAAAGGCCCUGACCCAGAUUUGGUUGCUAUUGUAGAAAGAAUGGCAACAGUGAAGCACAAGAUACUGGUUUUAUCUGGAAAGGGAGGGGUUGGUAAGAGUACAUUCUCAGCUCAGCUUGCAUUUGCACUAGCUGCCAUGGAUUUCCAGGUUGGUCUCCUUGAUAUCGAUAUCUGUGGUCCAAGCAUUCCGAAGAUGCUUGGUCUAGAAGGGCAAGAGAUUCACCAGAGUAACCUAGGAUGGUCUCCAGUUUAUGUUGAGUCUAAUCUCGGUGUCAUGUCAAUUGGAUUCAUGCUCCCUAACCCAGACGAGGCCGUCAUAUGGAGGGGCCCUCGCAAGAAUGGUUUAAUUAAGCAGUUCCUAAAGGAUGUCUAUUGGGGGGAGCUUGACUUUCUAGUGGUUGAUGCUCCACCCGGGACCUCAGACGAGCAUAUUUCAAUCGUCCAGUUCCUCCAAUCAACUGGAAUAGAUGGUGCUGUUAUUGUCACCACCCCACAACAAGUAUCUCUGGUUGAUGUAAGGAAAGAAAUAAGCUUUUGCAAGAAAGUUGGGCUGCAGGUUCUUGGUGUUGUCGAGAAUAUGAGUGGUCUCUGCCAACCAUUAUCACAGUUUAAAUUCAUGAAACCUACAGAGAAUGGCGAGCAGAUAGAAAUUACAGACUGGGCCAUAGCAUAUAUGAGAGAGAAGGCACCAGAAUUGCUAAAUUUGUUUGCCUUUAGUGAAGUGUUCGACACAAGUGGCGGAGGGGCGGCUAAAAUGUGCAACGAUACGAGUGUCCCAUUCCUUGGUGCAGUCCCAAUGGACCCUCAGCUCUGUAAAGCAGCGGAAGAAGGGAGGUCUUGCUUUACAGAUAACACGUGCCGGGCAAGCGCCCCUGCACUUAAGAUGAUUGUAGAGAAGUUGGCACAAAGAAUGAUAUCAAGAACAGAGGAUGGAGCAUAGGUCUCUACUCUUCACCCACUUGCCGGUAUUCUGCACUCCCUUUCUCCUGGCCUCUUGUGUCACGGUUUCUCGUCUCUCACUAUAUGCUUUUUGUUUGCAAUUUUCUAAAUUACUACUAGUUAUCAUAGGAACUUGGGAAAUGUAAAAGUUUAGAGUACAUAUAAAACAUUAUUAAAUGUUCAGAAGUUACUAAAAAAUUUGUGAAACUGAAAAGCUUACUAAGUGCCUAGUGUUCUUGUUUU
This is a messenger RNA of Ipomoea nil (Japanese morning glory), 1554 nucleotides long. RefSeq names its product cytosolic Fe-S cluster assembly factor NBP35-like. The record is from RefSeq and is a predicted model, not a curated record. Gene Ontology annotation, molecular function: ATP binding; ATP-dependent FeS chaperone activity; 4 iron, 4 sulfur cluster binding. The transcript is spliced from 4 exons. Gene Ontology annotation, biological process: iron-sulfur cluster assembly. Lineage: Eukaryota; Viridiplantae; Streptophyta; Magnoliopsida; Solanales; Convolvulaceae. Bases 227 to 1312 code for a protein of 361 amino acids. Gene Ontology annotation, cellular component: cytosol.